AGUUCAGUUCGUUGCGAACGUGAGAACCGUAAGCUCCUGAGCUCAGCACGCGACAAAAUACUUAUAUAUUAGGUAUACAUACCAUUAACAUAUUUUCACGGUUUUUAUUAUUUUUUGUACAUAUUUUAUUUUUGCAUUAAUAAUAAACUUGCUUAACCUACCAACAACUACCUACUAAAAGAGAGAGGUUACAUUUUGUUAAUUAUUCCACCAUCUAUCGAUAUCUGUACCUACCUACAUAAUUAUCGAUGAAUAAUUAUAUUGUUGAACAUUUCUGAGAAAAAUUAAAGGACAAAGUGCUUAUGGAACUUACAAUAAAAUAUACGAACAUCUAAUCAAAUUAAAUCAUAUUCUCACAUUGUUGAAUUUCUCUCAAAUAAUAUAUCUAUACCUGCCAAAAUCCUAUAAAAGAAAUCAUACACUUGAUUAGAUAAAUAAUUAUUAUUCACAGCUGAUUUGUACAUGCAGAUAGAUAUGAAGUGAUGAAAGUGAAGUGAAUAUAGGAAAAUUGUUACAAUACAAAAAGAAGAAAGAAAAAAAGAAAUAUAACCACCACGGUGCAAACAAAGGAGUACGUGCACAACUACUUUCGUUCGUUACCUACCCCCCACUCAAAAGCUAAACAGGGUAAAAGUGAGUAACUGUGUCGUCUGAGACUAAUUAUUUCUUCUUUAAUCAAAGAACAAAAUAAAACUAUACCUACAUACAUAAAAUAAAAAUUAAAUUGUGGUCAUCCCAAUGGAAUAGAAAAAUUAACAAUUCUAAUGAAAGUGCAAAAAGUAUUUCAACUUAAUUAAAAAAGACAAAACAAAAAUCCAAAGAAGAAAAUUAUGUUGUGUGGACUGCUAUAAUAAAAAAUCAUUUGUAGUUCACCGUAACCGUUCACGACUCGACUCGACUCAACUCACGUUCACCUACAUGAGAAUAAGUAGUAUCUGUGUCUCUCUAUUAUCUAUGUGUGUAAAAUAUAACAUUACUUUUUCGCUCUGUAGUGAAUAAUUUUAUACUCGACGACGACGGUUUUUCCAUUAAAAAUUACAAACAAAAACAAAGAGUCUUAUUUUUAUUUAGUUACUCUUCGUUAAAGAGAGGACAAGAGCAAGAGCUAUAACUCGCUCUCUUAAAUAAAGUAGGUAUCAUUUUCGUUCAUAUAAUACAAUUUUAAGUGGUGGCAAAGUGAACAAAGAAAAAACACCAAAAUUAAAUACAUAUACAGAUAAAGAAUUAAUUAAUAAACAACAAGUUAAAACAACAUACAAUAAAACAACAACUCAUAUAAGAGUCAAAAACAAGGGCAUACAAUGACCUUGCCAACAACAAUUCCAAUAAACGACACAGACGACGAUUCGGAUAUGUUCGGACCCCCCAGGUCAUCGCCACCUAUUGGCUUCCAUCACCAUCGAUCACGCGUCCCAAUGAUCUCCCCAAAACUUCGACAACGUGAAGAACGUAAACGCAUACUUCAAUUAUGCGCUCACAAGCUCGAAAGGAUAAAGGACUCGGAGACAAAUUUGCGUCGCAGUGUGUGUAUUAACAACACAUACUCGAGGCUGAACGAUGAACUCCGUCGGGAGAAACAGUCUCGUUACUUAGCUAAUUUACCAAAGUCUGAGCCCAGGCCAGAGUCAGCUCACAAAAAUGUCUUCAACGCAUGCAGCAACCAUUGCAAUAAUAUCGAAUGUAACGAAAACUCAGCACAUGAAUCCAAUAACAAUUCAACAGCCCUCGAUACAACCUCGAUUCCACAUGCAACACAGCCACAUAGCCUCACUGCAAUGACCAAUACAUCCGGAUGCAAUCAUCACAUUAAACAUAACAGCUCAAAUUGUUCAAAGAAAUCCACAAUAUGCUCAGAAAAGCGCGACCGCAAACGUUCGUUAUCUAGCAACAGUGUCGAUGCCGAUUUGGAAAAGCUCGAUCGUGAAUUAAGUGCUAUUAAUGCAUCAAUGCCUCUUAUUGAUCCGGAAAUAACCCAAGGUGCCGAACAGCUUGAAAAGGCAAUGUCAUCGCGCAAGCGUUUGCGCAGCGAAGACGAAAGUGACCGUUUGGUUCGUGAGGCUCUUUCACAGUUCUACAUACCACCGCAAAGACUAAUAUCGGCCCUUGACGAUUGUCCCUUAGAUAGUAAGAGAAUUAAAUUGGCCGGUGAUCUAGAUCUCGAUCUGGCACAUGAAAUGAAUCAAAGCCAAAAAGAAUUUGAAGUUAUUAUGGAUGCAUUAAGAUUCGGCACAUCAAGCCCGACUGGCAAUGACUCCUGUGGACAGGCAGCCAUGAUGAGCGAAUCGGGGUUAUUUCAUAAUUUAGUUGUGACAUCGUUGGAGACGUGAAAGUAUCAAUAAGAGAUACCAAUAAAAGCUCUUCAAUAAAAUAAAAGAUUCUCUAUUGUGUUGUUCCAAAAGUAAACAUACAUACAUACAUACAUUAUUUCAGUUUGUAUUCCUUAAUUUGUAUAGAACUCGAACAAAAAUAAACACACCCAAAAAUAAAAAUAAUUUUUACACGACGUGAUACUAGUCAUCACUAAUUUGUCAAUAUUGUUAUCGUGUAAAAUACUCAAAGUAUUCCAAAAUUCCAUUAGAACAAAUCUAAAAUGUAAAGGCCAAAUUUUCCUAAUUUUCCUAAUUUUUGUUUUUACUAUAUUACUACAUAUUUCAAAAACAGCUAUUUGUAGUACCUACAUAUGAAUAAUUAUUGCUUUCUUUUACAUAAUUUCCAAUGCCUAGUAAACAAACAUCAAAAAUAAAACAAAACUCUUCAUGUUUUUUCAACAAGUAUGUAAUUUGAUUAACCAAUAUUAGAUUAUUAGAAGUGCUGUGAUAUAAUUCAGUAAGAGACAACAAAAUAUCCAAAAAUACCGAAAUGGCUAAUAAACAAUGCUUGAAUAAUAAUUAAAAAAUACACACAACAAAUGUUUAUAUUACAUACAUACAUGUACGUACAUGUAGGUACAAAAUGUAAAUACCUUUCAGUAAAAGGUUUUUCAAAAUAUAUUUAAAAAAAAAUAUAUAUAAAAUAUGAAUUAAGUUUUUACAAAAAAAAAAUCAAAUACAAAAUUUAAAAAAAUGUAAAAACAUUUUUUAAGGAAAAUAAGAAAAAAUAAAAGUUGUUCUUUUUUUUUAUUAAUCAUCUUUUUGUUGCAUUUAAAAGCUUAAUAAUAAUAAAAGUGUUCUUCUUAAAAGAAGGUAUUUUUGUUGAGAAUAAUUAUUGCUAGUAGCAUUAUUUACUUGUAAGACGAUAAUUUUUAUAUUGGAAAAUUUACUUACUUAUUUAAAUUAAGAGAAAACAAGAAUUGACAUUUUGUUUUUCCUUUUUGUUUGUUUGGCUUCUUUAGAUUUAUGUAGUUAAUAUUUUUAUUUUUAUCAUUUAUUAUUUCAGCAAAGAUAAAAAAGUUAAA
Molecule: messenger RNA, 3394 nt
Organism: Eupeodes corollae
Lineage: Eukaryota; Metazoa; Arthropoda; Insecta; Diptera; Syrphidae
Exons: 2
Coding region: 1302-2327 (341 amino acids)
Source: RefSeq, a predicted model, not a curated record